Molecule: messenger RNA, 704 nt
Organism: Boleophthalmus pectinirostris (great blue-spotted mudskipper)
Lineage: Eukaryota; Metazoa; Chordata; Actinopteri; Gobiiformes; Gobiidae
Gene: stum
Product: stum, mechanosensory transduction mediator homolog
Exons: 2
Coding region: 280-699 (139 amino acids)
Source: RefSeq, a predicted model, not a curated record
AUUUCAAAUCAGGAAAACCUCAAGGAAACAGCAGAAUUUUCAAUUUUAUUUGUAAAUUUGACUGAUUUCACCGUAAAUGCAAAUUAUGUUUACAAUUUGAAACUUACACGUGCUUUGUGCUCUGUUAGUGUACAUCAUCUCUACAGACUCAACUAGUGACUGAUCAUUCGGGGACACUUCCAGUCACUCAUCAAUACAGCACACGUGUGAUUAAAAAGACGAAAAUUCAAUUACAUCUGACCGACUGUGCUCCAAUCUCUUGACACAAAAAGGAACACGAUGGCACAGAAGGAGGCAGGAGUGGAGCAGAGCCGUAUGAAGAGUGGGGACAGCCUGGGGCCCAAAGCAGCAGUGGGGGCCCAUACGGCGGGUGGGGGGGUAGUGGUGGCGGUGAGGGAGAAGAAAGGACCACUGAGGGCUGCCAUACCCACAAUGCCUUUCCCCCUGGCGGUCAUCUGCUUGUUCCUGAACACCUUUAUACCUGGACUAGGUACCUUCAUCUCUGCGUUCACGGUGCUGUGUGGAGCACGCAGUGAUCUCAUCUCGGAGCGGGGGAAGUGCUGCGUGUUCUGGCUGAACGUUGCCGCGGCGCUCAUCCAGAUCCUCACCGCUGUCAUCAUGGUCGGAUGGAUCAUGAGCAUCUUCUGGGGAAUGGACAUGGUCAUUUUGGCAAGUCAGUAUCACUUUAGUUCAAUUUAGACAUU